Molecule: messenger RNA, 1125 nt
Organism: Thlaspi arvense
Lineage: Eukaryota; Viridiplantae; Streptophyta; Magnoliopsida; Brassicales; Brassicaceae
Source: the annotation of a GenBank genome assembly
AAGAGCUCGUCUGAAUUUGAUGAUCUUGAAAUCGAAAAGAAACUAAGGUCAAUCAACAAACCCGCUGUCAAAAUCAUCAAGACUAUACAUGGAGAACAGUAUGGAUGUGUGGAUUUCUUUAAGCAACCAGCAUUUGAUCACCCUUCAUUGAAAAAUCACACAUACCAUUACAAGAUGCGUCCAGUAUGGAAUGGAAUGAGAGAAAAAAAGAAAAACAAUACUGCCAACAGGUUUGGUUACUUGUGGGAAAAUGGUGUGGGUUGUCCCAUUGGUACGGUCCCUAUAAAAAGAGUCACCAAAGAGGAACUCUUGAGAUUAAACUCCUUCGAAGAUAAUUAUAAACCCCGUGGUUCUUGGAACACUACCGCUUAUGAUCCUAAUAAUGAUGUUCAUUCCGACCAACUUCAUUUUGCGGUGGCUCGGACACCGAACACAGGAAUGAGUUUCAAUGGAGCAACAAUGGAACUUUGCAUAACUGCUCCUAAGGUUCAGCCUACCCAAUUCAGUCAUUCUCGGCUUCACAUUCAGAUGGGAGAUGAUUUUAUCCAAAUGGGUGCUGCUGUUAAUCCAAUUUUGUACAAGGACAACCUACCUCGGAGUUUCGUUUAUACAAAGGCAGGUGCAAAAUCAUGUUAUAAUAGCCUAUGCGACGUGGGAAUGAUAAGUGUUCGUCAAGAUAUUCCAUUGGGUCUAGUACUGGAACCAAUUUCUCAUCGUGGUGCUAAGCGUAGUUACUAUGCAACCUUUGGUCUAAUCAAGGACCAAGCAAAUGGGAAUUGGUGGUUCGAGUUUGAUAGCGGCGCAGAAGAAAUCGGAUUUUGGCCGGCAAAAUUUUUUGGCCAAAGCUCUGGAAACGAAGUCGAGUGGGGAGGAGAAGUGAACAGUGCAUCACUACCAGGUCCUGAAAUGGGAUAUGGGAUUUUUCCGUAUUUAGAUAUGCGUUUCGAUGCAUAUAUCAAACGUAUUUCCAUACUUGACGCUAAUUUCAAAUUUGAUGACAAAGUGGAUUAUUUAGACUCGUUUUCUGACGACAAUCGAGGCUAUAAAGUGCUAGACGAGCUACAUUCUGGAUUCCCUGAGGCCGGCCAUAUAAUCUUUUAUGGUGGUCCGGGUCUAGACACAUAA